Molecule: messenger RNA, 589 nt
Organism: Metopolophium dirhodum (rose-grain aphid)
Lineage: Eukaryota; Metazoa; Arthropoda; Insecta; Hemiptera; Aphididae
Exons: 2
Coding region: 1-366 (121 amino acids)
Source: RefSeq, a predicted model, not a curated record
AUGCCUUUAGCUGAAUCAUUGAGUAUCGUGGACAAUGUUCAAACACAAUUAAAAUCCGUUCAAGGUGAACCAGGGAAAAAAGUCUAUGAAAAAAUGGAAAAUGUUUUGUCUAAAAAUAUCGGUUUAAAAACAUUAAAACAAAUCUCGUCAAUACUUAAUGGAUCUAUCUCCACCAUGGAUGGUCUUCCCGAAGAUCUAACAACAAAUGACCUUAUUUUCUACAAGUACGCACCAAUUACGUCAGUGGAUGUCGAAAGAUCAUUUUCUGUUUACAAAAACCUUCUGAGCCACAACAGACGAUCAUUUAAACUUGAAAACAUAAAAAAGCAUCUUAUCAUUCAGUGUAAUUCAGGACUCUGGGAAUAGAUCCAGUAUAGAACAGCUUCAUUAUCAAAAGAAAAAUACAAAUAAAAUAAAAAAAAAUUUUGUUUCUGUAAUUAUUAAUUAUGCUUUUAAAUACAUCUUUUAUAAAAUAAUAAAUGCAUAUUAUACCGCAUAUUUUGGUUUUUUUUAGUGCAUACGUAUGCACAUAUUUCAUGGUUUUUUAGCGCAUAAAGUUCCGAGCCCUGCUUAUGAGUUAUCACACUAA